Messenger RNA from Boleophthalmus pectinirostris (great blue-spotted mudskipper), 4684 nucleotides. RefSeq names its product protein phosphatase 2, regulatory subunit B', epsilon isoform b (gene ppp2r5eb). Gene Ontology annotation, cellular component: cytosol; protein phosphatase type 2A complex; nucleus. Gene Ontology annotation, molecular function: protein phosphatase activator activity. Bases 5 to 1408 code for a protein of 467 amino acids. The transcript has 13 exons. The record is from RefSeq and is a predicted model, not a curated record. Lineage: Eukaryota; Metazoa; Chordata; Actinopteri; Gobiiformes; Gobiidae. Gene Ontology annotation, biological process: protein dephosphorylation; signal transduction.
GGCCAUGUCGUCUGCAGCCACCACAGCGCCCUCUGUGGAUAAAGUGGACGGCUUCUCCAGGAAGUCUGUGCGUAAAGCCAAACAGAAACGCUCCCAAAGCUCCUCCCAGUUUCGCUCACAGGGAAAACCCAUCGAGCUCACGCCGCUGCCGCUGCUCAAAGACGUGCCGGCCCCGGAGCAGCCUGAGCUGUUCCUGAAGAAGCUGCAGCAGUGUUGUACAGUGUUUGACUUCAUGGACACUCUGUCCGACCUCAAGAUGAAGGAGUACAAACGCUCCACCCUCAACGAGCUCGUGGACUACGUCACUGUCAGCCGCGGCUACCUCACGGAGCAGGCCUACCCCGAGGUCGUCAAGAUGGUUUCUCACAACAUUUUCCGGACUCUUCCUCCAAGCGACAGCAACGAGUUCGACCCCGAAGAGGACGAGCCCACUCUGGAGGCCUCAUGGCCCCAUCUACAGCUGGUUUACGAGUUCUUCAUCCGGUUCCUGGAGAGUCAGGAGUUUCAGCCGAGCAUUGCCAAAAAGUACAUAGACCAGAAGUUUGUCCUACAGCUGUUGGAGUUGUUCGACAGUGAGGACCCGCGGGAGAGGGACUACCUGAAAACAGUGUUGCAUAGAAUCUACGGGAAAUUCCUGGGACUGAGGGCUUUUAUACGAAAACAGAUCAACAAUAUUUUUCUACGUUUUGUUUAUGAGACGGAGCACUUCAAUGGAGUGGCAGAGCUGCUGGAGAUCCUGGGCAGUAUAAUAAACGGCUUUGCUCUGCCGCUGAAAGCUGAACACAAACAGUUCCUCGUCAAAGUGUUGAUUCCCCUCCACACAGUGCGGAGCCUGUCCCUCUUCCACGCACAGUUGGCGUAUUGCAUUGUACAGUUCCUAGAGAAAGACCCCACAUUAACAGAACCAGUGAUCAGAGGAUUACUCAAGUUCUGGCCAAAAACCUGCAGUCAAAAAGAGGUGAUGUUUUUGGGGGAGUUGGAGGAGAUUCUGGACGUUAUUGAACCCACACAGUUCGUAAAAAUCCAGGAGCCACUUUUCAAACAGAUCUCCAGAUGUGUGUCCAGCCCGCACUUCCAGGUGGCAGAGCGGGCCCUGUACUACUGGAAUAAUGAGUAUAUCAUGAGUCUGAUCGAAGAAAACUCCAGCGUCAUCCUGCCCAUAAUGUUCUCCAGCCUGUACCGCAUCAGCAAAGAGCACUGGAACCCAGCGAUCGUGGCGCUGGUGUACAACGUCCUGAAGGCCUUUAUGGAGAUGAACAGUACUUUAUUUGAUGAACUCACAGCCACCUACAAAUCAGACCGCCAGCGUGAGAAGAAGAAGGAGAAGGAGCGUGAGGAGCUGUGGAAGAAGCUGGAGGACUUGGAGCUAAAACGCGGCCUUCGGAGCGACGCCAUUAUCCCCACUUAACGAACCUUACGUCACUUCCUGUCCCGCCCCCUCCACUUCCUCCUCCUCCCGUUUCCCCGGCAACGACGACGACCGCCAUUUUGUUCUGCUCCUCCUUCUCCAAGAAUCGGGAGUCGAGUCAAAGCUGUUUUUUCUUAAUAAUUUUGAUUUUUUUUUUUUUGUGUUUUGUGCGACUUUAUUUACCGUAGAACCAUCACUUUUUUGUUUAGCUAUCAUUAUUUCAAAGUAAAAGCACUGUAAAUAAUUACUAAAGUAGCUUGGAAGUAGGCGUCCCAGUGUGGGCUUUUAAUUUGAAGGUUUACAUUGCUGGAUUUUCACAUUAAAAGCCUGCAUUUGGACACAUACUUCCUGGAAUACCUUAGUUUUACCAUGACGUGGGUGAAUGAGACCUUCCCAGUCACUGUAAAUAAUUAUUUUUUUCUGUUUUUUUUUCUGUUUCUCCCGUUAAAGCUGAUAAUAUUAUUGCGAAAACAAUACAAAAAUGACAAUAAUAAAAGAGAUAAAAAGUGGAAAUAGACUUUUGUGGGAAGGGGCUGUUAUUUUGGCGGGAUAAUAUUAGUUAAUGCUCCUGUUUAGAUUUUUGCUUUCACCCUUCACUUCCUGUGUCCUUUCAGAAUAACACUACAGAUAGAAAACACUUGGCUGGAGUCCGUUUACAUGCAAAAUUAAUUUACAUUUUGGAUAAUUUUUAAAGAUGACUUUUAUGGAAAUAAUGUGUCAUUUGCAAAUUGGCCAACAAUGAAAAUCUGAAAUAUUUUUUGUCUUAAGCAAAGUGAACACUUUUUUCAUUAAGAAUUAUGCUUUUAAUGAAUGUUAAACUCAGACCGAACCAGGACUAAACUGGGUCUGAACUGAACCAGGAUUAUACCAAGACUAACUCCACCUCUUCUCUGAAAAGGCCCCUAAUUUUUGACCAUUUUUAAUAGAAACAUCACUGGCAAAUGUCUUAAAUUCUAAACACACUAAACACUAAACUUGGAAUUUUUAUUUAAUUCUUGAAAAGAUGCUUUUGGUCCAAAGUUUUGACAAAACAUAGACUUGUUGCAUGUAAACAGACUCCGUCUUCUUUAGACCUGGUUCACCUUUUUAUUUCUCAUCUUUUUGUCUUAAAACUGCUAAAAAAAAAAUCAUUCACAUAAUUACAGUUCUACCUGUUUUUCAUCAUAGGCCAAGUUUUCAGUUUGUCUGUGAAGCAAUAACAAAUACUCAAUUUCAAUUUGUAAUUUCAGUCCGACUUCACUUUUAAAACUGUUAAAUCUGAAAGCAUGAAGACUAUUCCUGAUGUUGAAGUUGAUAAGAAUGGAAUGACAAAUCUUGUAUUAUUUUACCAUCACAACCUGCAAAAUUAAACAUUUGAAUAUUUUUCCUGAACACAUUCGACAAAAGGUAAAAUGUAAAGUUCACAUUUUAGCUAAUGUAAAUCCCAGUAAUGUACAUUGGUCUAACUGGAACAGAGUACAAGAAAAGACGCCAUUACUGUGUUUUGCUAAACCACAAUUUCACAUUUAUCUUCUUGUGGGUGUCAGUUUUGGGCAUGAAUUUGUAAACUUUAAAUAUUUUUUUCCCCACAAAAGCUGCUUCAUUGAAAACCCAAAACUUGGCUUAGUUUCUGUAUCAGUCUGGCACUGGUACAAACUGCCUACAUUUUCCAAACUCCAUUCAACUGUGGUGCAAUGAACUGCCUAAGGGGGGCGCUAUUCUUCACAGUAUUCAACCUCCAGACUCGGACGUGUUCGCUGAUAAAUGCCAGUUUAAGUCAGUUUAAGUCGUAUUGUAGAAGUUUGUAUAGAAAUGAAAGAGGAGAGGCUGUGGCCAUGUUGGAUAAAAAUGGAUGGAAGUCAAUGAGAGAGACAAACAUACGGGCUUCAUCAUGUUAUUGUCAUUAUAAAUACUUUAAAUGGUGCUGAAUUAAAAACAGGUUUCGAAGUUAAAAGGUGUUAUGGAAGAAUAGGGCAAAAAGCUGUUGAAGUAAUUCACUAAUAACUUGAUUUAAAAGUCUCUGGUUUAGACGGGGUUAAAUCCUAAAUCAGACCUGGUUUUGUCUGAAAUUGUGUACCUGGUUUAAAACAGGGUUUAGACCUGGUUUAGUCCAAGAUUUAAGGCCUGGUUUAGUCUGAGCUUUUAGUCCUGGUUUAGUCUUGUUUUUUCAUUCCUAUAAUGUUGAUUAAUCUUUUAGUUUGGUCUGAUUAUGGGUAACUAAUCCAUUAUAAUGUAGUUAUAGUCCCUGAAGAUUUGUCUGUUUUCAGGUUUGGUUUAGUCACUGGUCUAAUCCUGCUUUAGUUUAUGUUUAAACCCAGUUUAGUCCUGGCUAAAUCCUCUUUAAGAUCUAGUUUAGUCCCUAGACCUCGAUGAGUUUUGGCCUAGGCCUGGUUUAGAUCUGGUUUAGUCCUUUGUCUAAUCCUAAUUUAGUUUUGGUUUAGCCCUGGUUUAAACCACGAUGUGUCAUAAUCAAGUAUGUAUUUACCUCUGUGUUUACUUUAGUCUUGGUCUAGACUUGGUUUACUUCUGGUCUAAACCUGGAUUAGAUCUGGCUUUAGACCUUGGUUAGUCUUGGCCACAUUCAGGUUUAGCCCUGGUCUAGUCCUGGUCUAUGUUGUGGUUUAGACUUGGUUUAGUCCAGGUUAACUCUUGGUUUAUCUCUUGGUUUAUGUCCUGGUUUAGGCCUUGUCUAGUUUUUGUCUAGACUUGGUGUAGUUCUGGUCUAGACCUGACCUUGAGUAGUCUUGGCCGUGUUCAGAUUUAUUUUUGGUCUAGGUCUGGUUUAAUCCCUGGUUCAGACCUGAAUUGAACCCUGGUUUUGCCCUGAUUUAGUCUUGGUCUAGUCCUGGUUUAGCCCUGGUUUAGACCUGGUUUAGUCCUGCUUUAGACCUGGUUUAGACCUGGUUUAGACCUGGUUUAGUCCCGGUUUGGUCCUCGUGAGCCCUCUGUCUCUCAUUGGCUUCCAUUCGUUUCCACGGUGGCGUCUUUAGCAUCAGUCUGUUUUAGCGCCUUAGCUCUUCACUUCCUGUUGAGUUUUCUUUGAGUUCUUGGAGCAUUUCGGGUCUAUAUUUUCGUAGUGGGAGGGUGGUCUCUGUCUGUCCAUUUCUGUCUGAUUUCUUCCUCUUUUUUUGCAGCAAAUUUAAUGUGUGCUUAGAGCGGCCCAAAUGUACAAUUUAUGAUUUCAAAAACUGCAAAAACCAAGAAAAAAAAACACACACAAAAAGGGUUGGAGAAAUACAAAUGUUUAAUUAUUUUAAAAAAUAAAGAGAUAUUAAAUUAAAUCUGUUUUGUGAUAAA